UGUGUAGUCUGCUUGCAGUACUAGUCUGGGCUGCUGUUUGAGCUGAAUGCAGUGCAUUCUGUCAGAGGAGAGGAGAUGUUUGAAUUUGUGAUUCCGAUUCCAGACAAAAUAAUAAUCAAGGAUUGUCUGAAAAAGUCAGCAUCUUCAAACGUCAGCAUCCAGCUGGCUGGAAGAGUCAGAGUGCAGUGACCAUGGAUCUGAAAAUGUGUUAAUGCAUGGGGUUUGAAUUGCAGCAUGUCGACUCUAGACUGAAUCAGUUUAUUUGAAAAAUACGCUCUGAGGUUGAAGUACAGAAGGGACGGCUCCACAAAUAUGUUUUAGAGAUCUAGCUUCAAAGAAUGAAGAGAGAGGGAGAGAGAGCAAGAGGAGUACAGGAUGGAUGAAACAAAGUAAUUGCUUUCCGUUAUCCAAAGGGUGUUGGGAAUAUAAAUCAUUUUGAAAGAUCACCGUCCUAUGUGAGUGUGCAGAUACAGUGAACAGAUUCAGGACAUGGCUGAACAAGUUUUGGGAUUCUUCGUACUCUAUAGCUUCCUUGUGAUAGCCCUUCUUUCCAAGAGCAGCCUCACUGUGCACGGAUUUUCGAAGAAACAUGCUCGACCAGCACCAACAGAGGGGAAGGACAACAUUACCAUCUUCACCCGGAUCCUGGAUCGCCUGUUAGAUGGGUAUGACAAUAGGCUGCGGCCUGGCCUUGGAGAAAGCGUGACUGAAGUUAAAACAGAUAUCUACGUUACAAGCUUUGGGCCAGUGUCUGACACAGACAUGGAAUACACCGUUGAUGUAUUCUUCCGACAGAGCUGGAAGGAUGAAAGGCUCAAAUUUAAGGGGCCCAUGCGCAUAUUGCCACUGAACAACCUGCUGGCCAGCAAAAUAUGGACUCCAGACACCUUCUUCCACAAUGGCAAGAAAUCAGUGGCACACAACAUGACCACUCCCAACAAGCUGCUGAGGCUGGUGGAUAACGGCACCCUCUUGUACACCAUGAGGCUUACAAUCAAUGCAGAGUGCCCGAUGCAUCUGGAGGACUUCCCCAUGGAUACACACGCCUGCCCACUGAAAUUCGGCAGUUAUGCCUAUACCAGGUCUGAGGUGGUCUACGUCUGGACACAUGGACAGAAGGAAUCAGUAGUUGUUGCUGAGGAUGGAUCCAGAUUGAACCAAUACGAUCUGUUGGGACAGACAGUUGGGAUGGAGAUUAUUCAAUCAAAUACAGGUGAAUACAUUAUCAUGACAACCCACUUCCAUCUAAAGAGGAAGAUUGGUUACUUUGUGAUCCAGACGUACCUGCCCUGCAUUAUGACUGUGAUUCUCUCCCAGGUCUCCUUCUGGCUGAAUAGGGAAUCUGUCCCUGCACGCACUGUGUUUGGCGUCACCACAGUGCUGACCAUGACCACACUGAGUAUCAGUGCCAGGAACUCCUUGCCUAAAGUUGCCUAUGCAACAGCCAUGGAUUGGUUUAUUGCUGUCUGCUACGCAUUUGUGUUCUCAGCAUUGAUUGAAUUUGCGACUGUGAACUACUUCACCAAGCGGAGCUGGCCAUGGGAUGGCAGGAAAGCUAUGGAAGUUCAGGAGCUGAAGAAACGGGAACCCGUUAACCUGGCCAAGAAAACCAACAACACAUACAACAUUGUGGGGACGACAUACACUCUGAACAUCACCAAGGAUCCCAGUCUGGCCACCAUCUCAAAGAGUGCAGGGACGCACACCCACACCAAACUGGCCAAAGUGGAGGAGAAAUUGCUCGAGAGCAGGAAGACCUACAACAGUGUCAGCAAAGUCGACAAAAUGUCCCGAAUUGUAUUUCCUGUUCUCUUUGUCAUUUUCAAUCUGGUUUAUUGGGCCACAUAUGUCAGCAGAGAGCCAGUCAUUGAAGGUAUGAUUCCACAGAAAAAGACUCCACUUAAGGCUUGA
Rhincodon typus (whale shark) is the source of this 1911-nucleotide messenger RNA. Its product is annotated as gamma-aminobutyric acid receptor subunit alpha-3-like. Gene Ontology annotation, molecular function: benzodiazepine receptor activity; transmitter-gated monoatomic ion channel activity involved in regulation of postsynaptic membrane potential; GABA-A receptor activity. Gene Ontology annotation, cellular component: dendrite membrane; synapse; postsynapse. The record is from RefSeq and is a predicted model, not a curated record. NCBI's taxonomy places the organism in Eukaryota, Metazoa, Chordata, Chondrichthyes, Orectolobiformes, Rhincodontidae. Bases 490 to 1911 code for a protein of 473 amino acids. The transcript is spliced from 10 exons. Gene Ontology annotation, biological process: synaptic transmission, GABAergic; signal transduction; chloride transport.